AUGUCGGGGCUCGAGGGACUCAGCCUUGCGGCUAACGUCAUAGCAGUGAUUGAUCUAUCUGCGAAAGUCAUAUCGUGGUGCUACCGAUACUCCAAGGACGUCAAGAACGCCAGGGCCGAUAUCGAAAAACUCCAGCAAGAAACAAAUAGACUCAAGAUCGUGGCUGAAGAUAUUCGGAAACUCCUUGAAGGUCCGAGCGGUGCGAAAUUAACGACAGUUAAACGACUAUCCGCCGCAGCGGGCCAAGCACAUUCAGUUCUUGAUACAGUGGAUAAGACUUUGAGCACUAAGAAGGGACUCAGGCGGUUCGGCCUUCGUGCGCUAAAGUGGCCAUACGAAAGCAAAGAUGUGGAGGGACUGCUACAAGAGCUUGUUCGCACACGCGAGAUAUUUCACCUCAGUCUACAGAUCGAUCAAACGAAUAUCAUCAUUAGUAUUGACGAGAGAGCGAAACUGGAUCGUAUUCCCGUUGCUGAAGGAGCAUCCUCGCAUGCAGGCGACGAAGAUGCAACGACAUGCCUCCCGGACACUAGAGUGCAACUCAAACAAGACAUUUGGGAGUGGGUGAAUAGUGAUACUGCCAAACCCAUAAUGUGGCUGAGCGGUAGUGCUGGCACAGGAAAAUCGACCAUCUCCCUGACGGUCUCCAGUGAAUUUGAGAAGGCCGGCAUCCUUGGCGCAACAUUUUUCUUCAAGCGAACGCAAAAGGACCGAUCUAAUCUGUCCAAAUUCGUUCCGACCCUUGCUGCCGACUUAGCAGUCAAGAUCCCAGAGGCUUGUCAGCAUAUUCUGGAUACAAUCGAAAACCAGAGCGAUAUCUUCAAGAAGGUGAUCGGGGAUCAGCUAGACCAACUCAUUAUUGAACCUAUCACCCAAUGCCAGGCGAUCCGUGGGCAGCGCCCCAUUGUCAUCAUCAUAGAUGCCUUGGAUGAAUGCGAGAGAGAAGCAGACAUUAGGUCCCUCAUUCAGUUAUUAACCAGAUCCAAGAUCGCUCAAGUGUCAUAUCUCAGAAUCCUCCUAACGAGCAGGCCCGAGUUGCCUAUCCGGCUGGGCUUUAGUCUAGCAGAUUCUGAAUCCUUCCAGUCUUUCACCUUACACGAUAUACCUGAUGAAAUCAUUCGGAAAGAUAUCCAUACUUUCCUCUUGUUCCACUUGAGCAAGAUCAGAGUGGAGUACAAUGCGUCCGACAUUUCUUAUGACCGGAAGUUGGGCCCGGAUUGGCCAGGAAAUGAAAUGACCCAAACAUUGCUUGGAAUGUCGGUGCCUCUAUUCAUCUUUGCCGCCACUGUUUGUCGUUUCAUCGGUGAUCACGUAUAUGGACAUCCAGAUAAGCUGCUCAACGAGGUUCUCGAUUUCGGAACAAAGAGCCAAGAAUCCCAGCCUCAGCUCGACAAGACCUAUUUCCCCGUAGUCAAUCAACUGAUAGCAGGGCGGUCACCCAAGCAUCAACAACGAAUUCUGCAACGAUUCCGGUUGAUUGUUGGGUCGAUGAUUCUCCUAGCUACGCCACUGUCGAAGCAAACACUUGCAAAGCUCUUGGGGAUUGAAGAUGACGGCAUCGAUCACCUUUUGGACGGCUUGCACUCUGUCAUCAACGUCCCAUCCGCACCAAAAUCACCAUUGAGGUUGUUCCAUCUAUCAUUUCGAGAUUUUCUUCUCGACCUCGAUAAGAAAGACAGUCCAUUUUGGGUAGACGAGACCAAAGCUCAUGCACAUCUUGCUUCAAGGAGUUUAAUUACUCUGGAUGAAACCCUGAAACAAAACAUUUGCGGUAUAGCCAAUUGGACCACGCCUCGGAAGGACCUCAACUUAGAGCCCGCACAAAUCGAGUCUUUUCUCUCUCCAGAAGUUCAGUAUGCGUGUACCUACUGGGUGCAUCAUUUUGAAAUGGCUGGCGCGGACCUUGUUGAUGACGGGCAGGUUUUGUCCUUUAUGAAGAUUCAUUUUCUGCAUUGGCUAGAAGCUCUAAGUCUACUUGACCAAGCUCAUGACUGCACUUCAUACAUCAAGACACUCCAAAGAAUAUCAAGUCCAAUACAUGGAAAGGAGCUAUUGAAGUUUCUCCACGACGCCGAAUACUUCACCCUUGCGUAUACAACUGCGAUUGAUACGUUUCCGCUACAAAUUUACUGGUCACUGCUCGGGUUUACGCCUAAGCACAGCAUAUUUCGAAAGCUGUACACAAGGACGAUGAGUGAGGGGUUCAAUAUUCACGCAGCAGGUGAAAGCGAAUGGGGUUACUGUCUACAAACACUCAAGGCUACUCAAGCAAACCGUACGGAACACGUGGCAUUCUCCCAAGACUCGGCAUUGAUCGCAACGAAAGAUUCAGUUGGUGGUAUCUGGGUUUGGAACACUGUCAACGGAGACCUUGUUGGGAACAUUAAACCUCCUAAUCAUGCGGAAUCCAUUGCUCCACCUAUAAUUUCGCCAGAUUCGUCAUUCAUCUGCUCAACUGCGCUCACACGGAGCCACGCCACCAACCAGGUUUGGAACAUUAUCACUGGGGAACAGGUUCUUAACACUUCACGUCUAUCAUCAAUCGGUGGGGAUCUAGGAACCUUUCCACCCCCUACCGUGUUCAUCGAAAGACAAUCAGAAAGUACCAUGGGGAUCUGGCGUGUGGAACAAGAUUCCCCCCAGGUAUUGGGCCUGGUCGAGACUCGAGAUGUAGACAAUCUCAAGUAUACCUGCUCGGUCGAUUUUAAAUUCAUUGCAAUUUGUGCACAUGACAAGAGAGAGCGUGAGACAUGGACUCAAAUCAGGAAUCUCAACUCAGGCACUCUUGUUUCUGCGUGGCGGCUGGAAAGAUUUCGGCGAGUCGAGUGCUUAAACUUCUCGCCUGAUUCGGUAUUACUAGCCGUAUGUUCUCUUCGUUCUUCUAGACAGACAAGCCGUCUGGCCCUUUAUGAUGUUGACACUGGUAAGCCAUUGGAAACAUCGUUCUACGGAGUCCCGCCAUAUGUACUGUCAGUCGCGAUCUCUCAUGACUCGAUAUUGGUGGCUACCGGCUCUUUAAGCGGAGAGAUUCAUUUAUGGCGUACGAAAACUGGCGAUUGCGUACAGACUCUAGGUGGCUAUAGUCACGGGGUUACAAGCGUUGUCUUUUCUCAUGAUUCCAGGUUGCUGGCAUCAGCUUCCGAAAACAACACCGUACGCCUUUGGAGAGUCGCAGAGGCUGAAAAUAACAGUCUUGGGGAACGGAAGCUCCAUAAAACGACUUACGCAAUAGCUCUCGAUAAAACGGCUUACACAAUAACGAUUUCUCCAGAUUUGAAGAAGAUAGCCACCUUGGAUGACGCUGGAUUGUGUAUGUGGAGCGCUGAUACGGGUGACUGUAUGUGGUCAUAUCAGUGUCGAAUCAGUUCCAAGCUGCUGUUUUCCCCAAAUUCAGCCUUCGUCCUCGUUCAAGAGAGUGAAAACCAAUACAAAAAAGCCCGCAGAAUUGUACUUUUGCAUACAGAUACGGGGAAGUUCGUACAUCUUCAAGGUCAAACUCAGAAGAACCGAGAGGGAACUUUCUCCAAUGAUUCAGCGCUCAUUGCAUUUACGGACAACAACGAUGGUUCGGCACCUUAUAUAUGCAUCUGUAGAACUACCACUGGAAACCGUGUCCAACGCUUUGAAUGUUCAAAGGGCGAUUGGGACGAUUGGGGCAGUUUGACCUUCUCGCAAGACUCAAAACUGAUUGCGGCGAUUGGCAACGGCGUCCUUUGCACCUGGGACAUCACAAGUGGCCAGUGCCUCCAACAAACAAGGCUGAAAAUUUACGUUUACGAAUCCUAUCCUUCCAUAACAUUCUCUCCCAAUUUGGAUUGGGCUGCGGGUAUCAGUUCAGAGAACGAGUUUCGGGUGUGGAACUGCGAUACAGGCAUGUUCAUCCACGACGAUUACGUUCCAUCAUUAGACCCCAAGACCUUUUACAGGAAUUACACCAUCAUUUUCGUUCCAAAUUCCAAUUAUGUCGUAGUCAGUUCCUUUACUGGCUUGAUUUACGUCUGGGAUUUCCAGACAGGCAUCUGCAUGGUUAGGACACAGGACCUUUACCCCCACCAUGGAGCUGCGAGUUUUCAGCCAGAGAGUUCGAGGCUACUCGUUGGAACUGGAGCGGUUGAGUUGGUGAAUUUGCCCCCUAAUCCCUUAUCAUCCGCUCCGUCUUCUCCGUCUGUGGCGCUCUACGAGGCUAUCAAGCCUCAUCGCUCAGGCUAUGGGAUCAGCCUUGACUAUAGCUGGAUCACCUGGGAUGAUGAUAAUUUCUUCUACCUACCAGUGGGCUACCAGCCAGACAAACACGAUGCAAUUGUCGUGUCUGGGUCUGUAGUUUUCAUCGGCUAUCAAAGACUUAGAAAGACAGUUGUCUUCAAGUUCUCCUCUGCCAGAGGAUGUAAGCCAGUGGCAGACAUACGUUUUAUCGAUCAUGGCACGUCGAUCAGUAGAUGA
Clonostachys byssicola is the source of this 4440-nucleotide messenger RNA. The record is from the annotation of a GenBank genome assembly. NCBI's taxonomy places the organism in Eukaryota, Fungi, Ascomycota, Sordariomycetes, Hypocreales, Bionectriaceae.